Messenger RNA from Biomphalaria glabrata, 2308 nucleotides. Its product is annotated as high affinity choline transporter 1-like. Gene Ontology annotation, biological process: transmembrane transport; choline transport; acetylcholine biosynthetic process. The record is from RefSeq and is a predicted model, not a curated record. The coding region runs from base 323 to 2035 and encodes 570 amino acids. The transcript has 11 exons. Lineage: Eukaryota; Metazoa; Mollusca; Gastropoda; Planorbidae. Gene Ontology annotation, cellular component: plasma membrane. Gene Ontology annotation, molecular function: choline:sodium symporter activity.
AAACAACAAAAUUAUUUAACUUUAAGCUCACUAAAAUAAAAAUCAGAUCUAGACUAGACCUAGUCUAGAUCUAGAUUUAGCACACCUCAUUUGAAAUACUCUUUAUUAAGUAAAAGAUAAGAUAAGAAGUUUAUAUUAUUCUCUCAUAUUUACAGUUAUGGUGUAGAUCUAUUUCGACUCCUACAUCUAGACACUCACAGUCAGUACGUCUAUUGUUAAGUACAUCUCUCGUAAAGUGCGUCGGUUGUAAAAUGUACAAAUCUUUUAUAGUACGACUCUUGUAAAGUAAUCUGUUGUAAAGUACAUCUCUUAUUGAUAAGCCAUGCAUGAAUUCCUAAGCUGGUUUCUGGUCCUGGCAAUUAUCUUGGCUCUUGCCUAUCUAUCCUACUGGGGUUAUACAAAGAAUAUCUCCAGUGACGACUUGGACAGCUUCCUGAUAGCUAACAGAUCUCUUGGUGUAUUCAUAGGUGCUUGUACAUUGACAGUCACAUGGGUUGGGGGAACUCUUCACGGAGCAGCCGAAAGCGUACAAAUACAAGACGAGAUGGGCUGGCUCCUGGCACCCGUUGGAAACAGUUUGAGUCUACUUGUAGGUGGCGCAAUACUCGCUUCCAAAAUGCGGAACUCUGGGUACAGAUGCAUCUUGGACCCGUUUCUCUGGAAGUAUGGGGUGAUAAUGCACUGUCUUCUGUAUAUUCCAGUUCUCGUUUCCGAGAUAUGCUGGCUAACCAUACUACUUAGCAGCUUAGGUUACGCUGUAAAGAUACUGUUGUGUAUUAGUAAAGAAUGGGCUUUUCUCCUGGCCGCUCUAUUCACCUCUACCACAACGCUGAUGGGAGGGAUGUAUUUUGUAGCCUAUGGAGGUGCACUACUGUUUGCUCUUAUCUUUGGAGGCCUAUGGUUCUCAAUUCCAUUCGUUCUCACCGACCCUCACGUGGAGUCCAUCUUCAGAAAUACCUCAUGGAUAGGAGAUAUCAAAGCCAGAGAGGUCCCCACUUACAUUGAUCUGUUGUGUCUUUUUAUUUUUGGCGGAAUUCCUUGGCAGGAAUACUGGCAGUGUACACUAUCGACCAGGUCUGGAGCCAUCGCCAAACUCGCUAGCUACUUUGGUGCUCUAGGGUGCUUGACGCUGUCCAUACCAUCCGUUAUGUUGGGAGCAGCGGCCUUCAAUGCUGACUGGAACCACUCCGAUUACACUUCUGCUACAUUGAAACAGGAAGAUCAACAUAAUGCCCUCCCUUUAGUGAUCUAUUAUUUCAGCCCGGACAUGGUCUCAAGCAUAGGCGUCGCCGCCAUCGCCGCGGGCGCUACCUCUUCCAUGAACACGACUCUGUUGUCCUGUGGAGGAAUGUUUGCCAGGAAUAUCAUCGGCCUGGGCUACUACAAGAACUACAAUAAAAAGUUGUCUCAAAUGUGGCUCAUCUUAAUAAUGAGAGCCUCAAUUCUGGGAUUCAGCGCUCUAGCGUGCGGUUUGGUCUUCCAACUAGAUUCCAUUUACGGCCUUUGGUUGUUCAACUGUGACAUCAUCUACACUGUCCUAUUCCCACAAUUGUUGUGUGCCAUGUUCAUCCGAGACACCAACGCCUAUGGCUCCAUAGUGGCCUUCACCAUGAGCACCAUAAUACGAUUUCUCCUGGGUGAGCCUUUACUUAACAUCGAAGCAGUCAUAAGUACAUCAUGGUCUGAAGAUUCUCAAACGUUUCAACUUCCGUACAGAACCUCCUGUAUGUUCCUCUCCUUGAUAACCCUUGUUGGUGUGUCCUAUUUAACUGACUUCCUCUUUCGAAAACGGUACAUCUCUUUAAGAUAUGAUGUUUAUGGCUGUUGUAUGGCCGAAGGAAAAGAGAGUAUUGCUGUUACACUUUUUGGCUCGAAGGUACCGGAGCUGUCUAUAGAGACAAAGACGGCCAGCUUUGGAGAACGAGAAUCUACAGUGGACCAUAUGCACGACGACUACGCGGAGAAGCAAGAGAAUUUAUCAGAGACAUCCAGCAUUAUAACGGGCUUCGAAAAAUUCCAUUCCACGCCCGUAUGACCGAGACCAAGCGUCACAGCAGGCCUGAACACUGACGUGUGGCGUUGCAGCCUGUGGAGACCAAUAGCCCGUUGCUACGUCACGGGUCAGUGUUCAGGCCUGCUGUGGCGAUUGGUCUCGAAAUGACACGACCUACGACAGUUCUUUGCGCUAUUUUUAUCAGUGAUAGGAAUCAUCCCCACCACGACACGAUUGUAAUAGUUCUCUUUGUACUAGGACUAAUAACGCUUUAUUUAUUUUCUAUAUGAAAUUAGUAAAAGAGAUAUUCUAUAU